Molecule: messenger RNA, 1639 nt
Organism: Macadamia integrifolia
Lineage: Eukaryota; Viridiplantae; Streptophyta; Magnoliopsida; Proteales; Proteaceae
Product: lipase-like
Exons: 11
Coding region: 280-1329 (349 amino acids)
Biological process (GO): lipid metabolic process
Source: RefSeq, a predicted model, not a curated record
GUGAUUCCGGUCUGAAGCUCGUUUGCGUCUCUUUCUCCUCCAUCUUCUUCUUCCUCUCUAUCCUUUUGGUCCACCUCUUUCCUUCGAUCUGAAGAAGAAUUAGAAGGGAAAAGACAAAUAGUAGGAAGAAUUAUCGCUUUUCUUGCAUGUUUAUAAGGGUUGGAGAGAAAAUUAAAAACCAGAGAGUGUUUUUCAGGGUAGUAACAUUGCAUGGCCGCCGGGAUCUUUACUGUGGAGUCUGAGAUUUCGAACUGUAGCCGUAUGGUCUGAAGCCCAGUCAUGGGAAGGUUCCAGUGGUUAAAGGUGGCAAUUUUAUUCUAUUUACUUUCAGUUUCUGGAGGGAGAGAACUUCAAGUCAAGCACAAGGACCAUGCAUCGGUCUACAAUCACACUCUUGCCAAGAUAUUAGUGGAGUAUGCUUCUGCGGUGUACAUGUCAGACUUGACUGAACUGUUUGCAUGGACAUGCUCAAGGUGUAAUGAUAUGACAAAGGGAUUUGAAAUUAUAGAGCUGAUUGUUGACGUCCAACACUGCUUACAGGCAUUUGUUGGGGUGGCACAGGAUCUUAAUGCUAUUGUAAUUGCAUUUAGGGGCACACAGGAACAUAGCAUACAGAAUUGGAUUGAAGACCUAUUCUGGAAGCAGCUUGAUCUAAACUACCCAGGCAUGCCUGAUGCAAUGGUGCACCAUGGAUUUUAUUCUGCAUAUCAUAACACAACUAUUCGCCUCGGGGUUCUUGAUGCUGUUAAAACGGCAAAGGAGCUGUAUGGGGACAUCGGAGUCAUGGUGACAGGGCAUUCAAUGGGAGGAGCUAUGGCUUCCUUCUGUGCACUUGAUCUUGCAGUUAAUCAUGGAGUCCGUAUUGUUCAGUUUAUGACAUUUGGACAGCCCCGUGUUGGCAAUGCUGCUUUUGCGUCUUACUUUACCAAACAUGUACCAAAUACAAUUCGCGUCACAAAUGAUCAUGAUGUUAUCCCACAUUUGCCUCCAUACUAUUCUUAUUUCUCAAAGAAGACAUACAAACACUUCCCUACAGAGGUGUGGCUCUACAAUGUUGGAUUUGGAAGUCUGGUUUACGAGGUGGAGAAGGUCUGUGAUGGUUCUGGUGAAGAUCCGACUUGUAGCAGAUCUGUUACAGGUAACAGCAUCUCAGACCACACGAUGUACUUUGGUGUUGAACUAGAGGCUGAGACGUGGGGUUCAUGCAAAAUUAUUACGGAUUCUCGUAUGUUGAGCUAUGGAAAAACAGAUCAAAACGGAAACAUAGUAUUGUCGAGGGAUCCUGCGACGUCAGUAUUAAAACUGAAUACACAAACAGCUGUUUCCUAAUUUGGCAACAAGAAGAUGAGUUUGCCUUAGGUAAUGGCUGAAGAAUUUCAGGCUUGGACUUCUGAGAGCAGAUCCUUGCAAUGGGGGUUGCUGGGAGGAGUCCCUGUAGAUAGAUGUUAUAUUAUGUACAUCUUAGUAGCUUUGUGAACAUAAUGCAGGUUUAUGGACUUUCUAUUGGGAUGAUGGUCUGAUUGUGGACUUUCAUAACUUUUGUAAUUUAUUUAUGUACUAUACCUGUUCACUUCACUUCCCACAAUGCCAUGGUGGCAAAUCGCAUCAAUGAAAGGGCAUGAGAUUGAUCCAUUCAGUA